AUGGCACCUGCUAUUGGAGGUCCCCAAGGAUAUACCCCUCCAGAAGGAGGCUGGGGAUGGGUUGUGGUUAUUGGAUCCUUCAUCUCUAUUGGCUUCUCUUAUGCAUUUGCCAAAUCAAUUACUGUAUUCUUCAAAGAAAUUGAAGUCAUCUUCCAUGCCACUUCUAGUGAAGUCUCAUGGAUAUCUUCCAUCAUGUUGGCUGUCACUUAUGGAGGAGGUCCCAUUAGCAGUAUCCUAGUGAACAAGUAUGGUAGCCGGCCAGUAAUGAUGCUUGGUGGCUGCCUAUCAGGAUGUGGUUUGAUUGCUGCCUCAUUUUGUAACACCGUGAAAGAGCUGUACUUCUGUGUUGGAGUCAUUGGUGGUCUUGGACUCUCCUUCAAUUUAAAUCCAGCUUUAACCAUGAUUGGCAGAUAUUUCUUCAAAAAGCGUCCAUUGGCAAAUGGGUUGGCCAUGGCAGGGAGUCCUGUAUUUCUCUCUACCCUGGCACCCAUGAAUCAGGCUUUCUUUGGCAUCUUCGGCUGGAGGGGCAGCUUCUUAAUUCUUGGGGGUUUGCUACUAAACUGCUGUGUAGCUGGAGCGCUUAUGCGACCAAUAGGACCCAAACCAAAUGCAGUGAAAAAAGAAAUAUCCAAAGAAUCUCUACAGGAAAUAGGGAAAUUGGACUCAAAAAAAGGGGCUGGUGAUGCAAAUACAGAUCUUAUUGCUGGAAACAGUAAGCAAGAGAAACCGAAGCGGUCAUUCUUCCAAACAAUUAAUAAGUUCCUGGAUUUAUCCCUCUUCAAGCAUAGAGGCUUUUUGCUGUACCUCUCUGGCAAUGUACUCAUGUUUUUUGGAUUAUUUACUCCCCUAGUUUUUCUUAGUAAUUAUGCCAAGAGCCAGAAUAUAUCUAAAGAGUCUUCUGCCUUUCUGCUCUCCAUUUUAGCUUUUGUCGACAUGAUAGCCAGACCCUCUAUGGGACUUGUAGCCAACACGAAGUGGGUGAGACCUCGAGUGCAGUAUUAUUUUGCUGCCUCGAUAAUCUGUAAUGGUGUAUGCCAUCUGCUGGCACCCUUAUCUACCAGUUAUGCUGGGUUUUGUAUCUAUGCGGCAUUCUUUGGAUUUGCAUUUGGCUGGCUUAGCUCAGUAUUGUUUGAAACACUAAUGGACCUUGUUGGAACUCAGAGGUUCUCCAGUGCUGUGGGUUUGCUGACAAUCAUGGAGUGCUGUCCUGUUCUCCUGGGGCCACCACUUUUAGGUCGUCUCAAUGAUAUGUAUGGGAAUUACAAAUACACGUACUGGGCCUGUGGAGUUAUCCUUAUCGUGUCAGGCAUCUACCUUUUUAUUGGCAUGGGCAUCAAUUACCACCUUUUGGCAAAAGAACAGAAAGCAGAGGAAGAACUGAGAAAGGAAGGAAAGGAGCAAGAAACCAACAUAGACAGCAGCGAGAAGCCGAAAGAGACCAAUAAAGCUGUGGAAGCUGUCCAGCAGACACCCCCGGAAGAAAGUCCCAAAGAGGAGGAAAACCGCAUUUAAGACAAGCACUGCUGGGGUGGAGAGGGAGGAAAGAGCUCAUAUCCCGAAAUAGCCUAAAAUGGUCUGCUGGCUGACUGAUAACCAGUGGUGCUCAAUUCAGAAAAGGGGAUUUCUGUGGGAAAUUGUACCAGGUGUUCAUGAAAUUCUUCAGUUUUGAGUGUUUUCCUUUUAUAUUUAAUAUCAUUACAAACAAAAUCUGCCAUAUUUUGGAGGGAGAGUUAAGGAUGAGGGAAGGAACUAGUUUUUAUAUAUUGGAUUUUAAUAGUGACUUGAAGAUACUUAUGUGCCUUAAAUGUUUGUCUGUAGACCUCCUUAUAAAGCCUUAACUUUUAAAAUAGUUUAGUUUUAUUUUGUCUUUUCAAAUCAUUUUUUAAAAAUCAGGCAACAAAUACCUGGAAGAAAAAUCCACAAAAACUCCAUGUGAUGAUUAAGGCAGCAGUAUGAGUGUUGAUCCCUGCUUCAGGGAACUUUUGUCACAUUCUGUCAGACCCAUUAUCCCGGGGAAGUGUGUUGGAAGGGCUGGGGCAGCCCUCUGAAGUUAUCCUUUACUGUUUGACAUUUUGACUUGUAUGAUUUUUUUUGCCUCCCAUCCACAUUUUCUAACCACCCCCAGAUCAUUCGGGAUAGAGUUCUUAAAAAGUAUGUUUUUUUCCUUUAACAUGACUUGUAUUUCUCAACACUCCUCAUUGUUUUUUGGUUAUUUUUCCCAGGGUUGGUAAUUACAAGUUAAAUGUGCUCAUGGGAGCAUCUUUUUGAAACACUAUUCUCAAAAUUCACUGUUUUUUAGAAGUAUAAAGUGGAUAUUUUCAACUCUACCCCACUUUGCCCUCACUUUUGCAAUCAUUUGUAUUAUUUCCCUUUUUUUAAUGUUAGAAAGUCGAAUGUUUUAUGUCGUUCUUGAACAAGUCUCUGUCUUUGGGCUGCUUGGUAAACACCCCGACUUCCAUUAAAUGUAGAGAGUGGCAUUUGGAGGAAUGACUGAAUUUAGCUCACUGUUUGUUUUUCCCCAAAACCUCAGUUAAACUUAGUGAGCUGAUUGGAAGCAUUUUUUUCUGGCAACUUUACUUUUUCUCCAUUCACACUGGUCCCCUUUUGCUCUGCUAGCUUUAAGCAGUGUGUAAGGUAUUAUUUUGCUUGAAAGUUUUUCCAUGUUUGCAUACUAAAUGGGGCCAGAGGAAUUUGGCCAUGCAAGCUAUUGAAGAGAAGUGGGAGGGAAUUUGCUAAUGUACUUAAUCCCAGUGAAGACUUUCACUGGCUUUCUCAUUAGACUUUAAAGCAAAUUAAGAUAAUUAGUCAGAAACAAUUAGGUUCCUUCUCUUUCCAACUGGAACUCUAAGAGUUUGAGAGCCUACUUAUUUACUUACCUUAAAGUUAGAGAAUUAAGAGUUUGGGUGGGGGGGAAGGCAGAGAAAUAUUUCCCUGUUUGUCUUGUAUACUUGGAGAAAGGAAGAGACUGAUAAAAAGGCAUUCAGUGAAUAGAAUUUUCUUAGAGUAAGUGACAUAGUGGAAGUGUUGAUCCAAAACCUUGUAAAAGGCUAACUUUUCCAAAUAAAUACUUUUUUAAAAAAUAAUUCAUUUACCAAGUUCUGGUUUGUCUGUAGGAACCUGGGUCUUUAAUUUUUUAUAGCCAAGUUCCAGUGUGUCACUUGUCAAUAUUAAAGUAACUCAUGCCAGCUUUUAUGUGCCUUGGGAGUUUGUUUAUAUGGUGUCCUUCAUUUUUUCAUUCUCUGCACUCCUUAUGUUAAGGUAGGCAGACAUGAGGUACUCUUUCUUUCUUCCUUCCUUCCUUUCUCUCUUUCUUUUUUUCUUCCUAAAACAUUUUCUCUCUUAAUCCAACAGCAUUCAGAUCAGUUAGCUUUCAGGGCAAGAUGCAGAACUCACUUUUCAAGUAGAAUGCUUCUAUGAUUAGCCUCCAUUCCAUUUCCCCCUCCCCAGAAUAUGUGUUCAGAAACAAAACUUAAAUGACUAAAAAGCAUAUGUCGUAAUUUUUGUUAGAAUCACAAGAAUUUGGGGGGGAAACUAUGGAAAAGAGGCACUUAAUAUAUUUUUCAAAGCAGAGAUGAGUUGUAUAACGGAUAACAAAAAUGAAGGUACUUCUGUGUAGUUUUGUAGCAACUUAAACCAAAAGGGGCCUUGGAGACCAUCCUGUCAAAUACUCCCAUUUUAAAGACUCAGAAACAGGCCCAACAUCAGGCAGGAAGUCGUUAAGAGUGAUGGAGCUAGAACAGGUUUAGCUCUCAGGGACCUCUUCUUUUUCACUGUACUAUACCUCCUAGCCCUCAUAAUUACCAGUUACCUCUUUGUUAUAAAUCAUACAAAGGCUGCUGAUGCUUUCUGUCCCACUAUGGAGGCUUUUGAAUGUAGGAAUUCUUAAGGCAUUGCAUUUGACACAAUACUACCUAUUGCUUUAGGUUUAGGAGAAGAGAUACGUCUACACAAGUUCUUAUCAGUCUGUCCACUUCUCCCUUUUUUCUUCCAUUCCCCAUAUUUCUUCACAAAGCAUAGAAAAAAGGCAAAUUUAUUUGUUUAGUUGCAGUGCCAACCUUAAAAGAGAAAUCCCAGAAGCCUCUUUUUGGCAGUACUUUCAUCUCUAUGCCUAGGGUGGGGAUCCAGGUGCCCAUCAUGCCUGCUCAGUAUCAGUUUGUAAACUUAAAAAAGAACAAAAGCAAUGUUGAAAUUAGUUAAGAAUAGAAUCAUUCAGUCAGCUAAGGUCAGUCAGCUAUUAAAAAAUUUUGAGGAAAACUCAUCAUUUUCUUUUAAUGAAUGACUGUUGAACUCAGUAGAAGCAAAAUGGAAUCUUUUCUCUGUCUGAUGUGUAAAACAACCAGAAAAAGACUAAAAGUUACAAACUGUUGACAAAUUAUACUUCAAUUCUACUGAAAAUUUGGAAUUUUCUAUAAAUUCUGCAUGAGAAUGGCCAAUAUGAAUUAUUAGCUUGUACAAAAAAGUCCUUUUGAAAGAGAUUAUGAAAAAAACCAGAGAUAUUCUAUCAAGUGACCAUUUCUGAAAUUUUUGAGCUUGACCCAGAGACAGUAUUAAAUGGUAUAAUGUGAAUAAUUCUCUGGUCUUGAUGGCUGACUGGAUUACUAGUUUUAUGUGUACUGUAAUUUAUAUGUGUGUAUUUUUAUCAUUGUCUUCCUAAAUUUUACAAAAGGAAAAAGGACUAUGGGUUGAGGGAUCUGCUUUUUGAAGCCAUUUAAUGUUUUGUAUGAAGCAGUGUUUUAUUGUAUUGAAUUUUGAACUUGUAAACUAGAUAUGUUUUAGUUUCAAGAAUUUAGGUUUUUUUCUCCCUUAGUAAACAGUUCUCACAAUACAAUAAACUUAGCGAUAAUUA
Messenger RNA from Gracilinanus agilis (Agile Gracile Mouse Opossum), 4846 nucleotides. It is a transcript of the gene SLC16A1, whose product is annotated as solute carrier family 16 member 1. The coding region runs from base 1 to 1512 and encodes 503 amino acids. Gene Ontology annotation, biological process: monocarboxylic acid transport; transmembrane transport. Gene Ontology annotation, molecular function: monocarboxylic acid transmembrane transporter activity. Lineage: Eukaryota; Metazoa; Chordata; Mammalia; Didelphimorphia; Didelphidae. The record is from RefSeq and is a predicted model, not a curated record. Gene Ontology annotation, cellular component: membrane. The transcript is spliced from 4 exons.